Molecule: messenger RNA, 1299 nt
Organism: Trichoderma breve
Lineage: Eukaryota; Fungi; Ascomycota; Sordariomycetes; Hypocreales; Hypocreaceae
Product: sugar transporter domain-containing protein
Exons: 4
Coding region: 1-1299 (432 amino acids)
Biological process (GO): plasma membrane lactate transport
Cellular component (GO): plasma membrane
Molecular function (GO): secondary active monocarboxylate transmembrane transporter activity
Source: RefSeq, a predicted model, not a curated record
AUGACAGUGGAAUUCAGCUCUGCUGGUGAGAUGGAAGCCCAAGUCCAAGAUGCGUCUCAUAUUGAACGAAAUCGGCCUACGGCUGGUCAAUACAUCAUGACCAGGUUAACAACGCUGAAACCUCCAAUGAACAAAACUCCAAAUCCUCUGAAAUUAUUUUUCCUGUUAAACAAACAACAAUGGCUAUUCUUUCUCGUCGGGUUCGCUGGCUGGACUUGGGACGCCUUUGAUUUCUUCACGGUCCCUUUGACAGUCACGGAGAUUGCCCAAUCGUUCAACAAGGGUAAUUCAGACAUUACUUGGGGUAUCACUCUUGUUCUCAUGUUCAGGUCUAUUGGAGCGGCCAUCUUUGGAGUUGCAGCAGACAGAUACGGAAGAAAAUGGCCCUUCAUUAUCAACAACAUCCUCUUUGUCGUGUUUGAAAUGGCUACCGGAUUCUGUCAGACAUAUGUCCAAUUCCUAGUGGUCAGAGCAUUAUAUGGAAUUGCUAUGGGUGGCUUAUACGGAAAUGCCGCUGCAACCGCUCUGGAAGACUGUCCCCCUGCCGCACGCGGUCUCUUUUCUGGCAUACUCCAACAAGGUUAUGCCUUUGGAUAUCUCCUCGCGACUGCUUUUUCAAGAGCUUUGGUUAAUACGACUCCUCACGGCUGGAGGCCACUGUACUGGUUUGGGGCGGGCCCUCCUGUCCUCAUCAUUCUUUUGAGAUUAUGUCUCCCUGAGACAGAGACUUUUCUGGAACGUAAAAGAAUUCGAGAGCAGGAGCCUUCUGCUGCACAAACAUUCAUGAAAGAAGGGAAAAUAGCUGUGAAGCAACACUGGCUACUCUUGAUCUACCUUGUAUUGCUUAUGGCAGGGCUCAACUUUUUGGCACAUGGGACGCAAGAUCUGUAUCCGACAUUAUUGAAGAACCAAUACAAUUUCUCGGCUACCACGGUAACUAUCGUGCAAGUCGUUUCCAACUUUGGAGCCAUUAUCGGAGGUACAAUCGUUGGAUACUGCUCCCAAAUAUUUGGACGAAGACUCAGUAUGCUCUGCAUGUUUGUGUUGGGAGCUGCGUUGCUAUAUCCGUACACAUUUAUCCAUACGAAGGCUAUCAUUGCUGCAGCACUUUUUCAGCAAUUCGCUAUUCAGGGUACCUGUGGCGUCGUGCCAAUUCAUUUAAUGGAACUUUCGCCCGCAGCUCUCCGAACCUUCGUUGUGGGUACCUCGUAUCAGUUGGGCAACCUUGCCUCGUCUGCUUCAUCAACUAUCGAAGCUACCAUUGGACAAAGGUUUCCUCUGGCGUGGGGAACAUAUUGA